Messenger RNA from Fukomys damarensis (Damara mole-rat), 771 nucleotides. It is a transcript of the gene Psmb3, whose product is annotated as proteasome 20S subunit beta 3. Lineage: Eukaryota; Metazoa; Chordata; Mammalia; Rodentia; Bathyergidae. The transcript is spliced from 6 exons. Gene Ontology annotation, biological process: proteasome-mediated ubiquitin-dependent protein catabolic process. The coding region runs from base 104 to 721 and encodes 205 amino acids. Gene Ontology annotation, cellular component: proteasome core complex, beta-subunit complex; proteasome core complex. The record is from RefSeq and is a predicted model, not a curated record.
CAGCCAAUGGCGUGAAAGCAGUGAGAUCCUCGGUGCAGUGAGAGCUGGAACUGGUGUAGUGGAAUUGCAGAGGCGAUCAGGGGGUCCUUAGACGACAUCAGUCAUGUCUAUUAUGUCCUAUAACGGAGGGGCCGUCAUGGCCAUGAAGGGGAAGAACUGUGUGGCCAUUGCCGCAGACAAGCGCUUCGGGAUCCAGGCUCAGAUGGUGACUACGGACUUCCAGAAGAUCUUCCCCAUGGGGGACCGGCUGUACAUCGGCCUGGCCGGACUCGCUACCGAUGUCCAGACAGUUGCGCAGCGCCUCAAGUUCCGGCUGAACCUAUACGAGCUGAAGGAGGGGCGGCAGAUCAAGCCCUACACCCUCAUGAGCAUGGUGGCUAACCUGCUGUAUGAGAGGCGGUUCGGUCCCUACUACACGGAGCCGGUGAUCGCUGGGCUGGACCCCAAGACCUUCAAGCCCUUCAUCUGCUCCCUGGACCUCAUCGGCUGCCCCAUGGUGACUGACGACUUUGUGGUCAGUGGCACCUGCUCGGAGCAGAUGUAUGGCAUGUGCGAGUCCCUCUGGGAGCCCCACAUGGACCCGGAGCACCUGUUCGAAACCAUCUCCCAAGCCAUGCUGAACGCCGUGGACCGCGACGCUGUGUCGGGCAUGGGUGUCGUCGUGCACGUCAUUGAGAAGGACAAGAUCACCACCAGGACCCUCAAGGCCCGGAUGGACUAGCCCUGUUCUAGAACCUUUUUUUUUUUUUUCUUUCCUUUUUUUAAAAUAAA